Molecule: messenger RNA, 5286 nt
Organism: Trichomycterus rosablanca
Lineage: Eukaryota; Metazoa; Chordata; Actinopteri; Siluriformes; Trichomycteridae
Gene: zmiz2
Product: zinc finger, MIZ-type containing 2
Exons: 19
Coding region: 407-3145 (912 amino acids)
Biological process (GO): protein sumoylation; regulation of transcription by RNA polymerase II
Cellular component (GO): chromatin
Molecular function (GO): SUMO ligase activity; zinc ion binding
Source: RefSeq, a predicted model, not a curated record
GGUUAGGAACUCCACAGCAGCGCUCACAGCUCAGUGUUUUGUACAGUCGCUCCGCCGAGCUCCUACUUUCUUCGUUACUGUAACCCCGCCGAGCUCGGUUAAACACACACAGCGCGAACAUUUGGGCUUUUAUUAUUUUUAUCUAGUCUCGGUUUAACAGUCGUAGAUGGAUUAUAGAAAGAAGUAGGACAUCUGGAAGCCGCUUUUGAACAGACGUGAGAAGAGAAGGGGAUUCGGACUCGGACAAGAUCUGAAUGUAGCAGGCGGUGUGUCGGCUUCAGUCAGCCCGCUUUCGAGGAUUCUUACACGGUUUAGCGAGCUGAGCAACCUCGGGCAGCUGGAGGCUUGAGACUGCCUGCCAGGUUGAGGUGAUUCGGGGUUCCCAGCUGACCCCCAAGUUCCUCAGAUGAACCCCAUCAACUCCAUGAAACCUGCCCUGCCUCCAACGCCACACAGUGACGGCUCAUACCCAUAUGACCCAGCGUCCUGGCAGCAAGGUACCAACCAGCCCCCCGGCUCCCUGUCUGUGGUAACCACAGUGUGGGGGGUUACCAGUCCUUCACCCAGCCAGGUAUUUGGCGCUCCCAUGGGCCCGGGAGGCAACUCGGCUGGUGGUCACAUGAUGCCCGGUAACAGCCCUGGCAUGAACUCUCCCCAGUUCAUGGGCCAGCAGGGCUACCCCGAGCCCAACAAGGGCUACAUACAGCAAGGCAUGUACGGCCGGCCCAGUGGGGGCUAUCCGACUGGACCAGGAUACGGGAGCAGUUACCCCAAUAAUGGCGGCGGCUCCCUUGGGAUGCCUCCGCACGGCGUCCGCCCUCCCACCGACUUCACCCAAGCCGCCGCCGCUGCUGCCGUUGCCGCCGCCGCCGCCACGGCAACCGCCACUGCCACAGCCACUGUUGCCGCCAUCCAGGAAAAGCAGAACCAGGAGAUGAACUAUGGGCCUAUGGGUGGUGCUUCCUCUUACAACACGCAGUUCCUGUCCCACCCCGGACCUCGCGGCCCACCGGGCAUGGCUUCCUCUGGGAUGGUGGGAUCGAGACCCCCAAACAUGGGAGGCAUGUAUGGCUCGCAAGGCCAGCGCAUGCCACAGCACGCUGUCUAUCCGGGAGGACAGCAGGGACCGCCGGUUCGGCACCAGCAAGGGCUGAAACGUCCUUACAACUCCGAGGGAUUCCCAGGGCAGCAGUAUCCCUCUGGUAUGGGGGCCGCAGGACCUUACCCAGGCCAGCCUAUGCAGUACCAUGGCCCUGGUCCUCAGCGAUCAGCUCCUUCGCCUUCCUACACAGGCCACAGAAUGCCAAUCCAGCAAACCAACAUGGGCCAGUAUCCUGCAGGACCAGGAAACCCAGGCCAGUACUACAAGGCAGAUCAGUUCAACGGGCAAGGCAACAACCACGGAAGUAUGACUACUGCAGUGGCAGGAGGUGGAGGGUACAACACCUUUAACCAAGGAGCUGUGAAUGGGCCUGGACGGGCUAUGCCUGGCUACCCCAGCUCUCCCUUGCCAGGAAACCCUACCCCUCCUAUGACUCCUGGCAGCUCUAUGCCACCUUAUAUGUCACCCGGCCAGGAUGUGAAGUCUCCCUUUCUCCCUGAUGUAAAGCCCAACAUCAACACAUUGCAGCCCCCUACAGGGAACCCGAGCGAUGACCUGCGGCUGACUUUCCCAGUGCGGGAUGGGGUGGUGCUGGAUCCCUUCCGACUGGAGCACAACCUGGCUGUCAGCAACCAUGUCUUCCAACUACGGGAUUCUGUUUAUAAGACGCUCAUGCUGAGGCCAGACCUGGAGUUGCAGUUCAAGUGUUACCAUCAUGAGGACCGGCAGAUGAACACCAACUGGCCUGCCUCCGUUCAGGUCAGCGUGAACGCAACGCCUCUUACCAUUGAGCGAGGCGACAACAAGACCUCUCAUAAGCCCCUCUACCUGAAACAAGUGUGUCAGCCUGGCAGGAACACCAUCCAGAUUACAGUCACCGCGUGUUGCUGCUCUCAUCUGUUUGUGCUGCAGCUGGUUCACAGGCCCUCGGUACGCUCUGUGCUUCAGGGCUUGAUGAAGAAAAGGCUCCUGCCUGCUGAGCACUGUGUCAAUAAGAUAAAGAGGAACUUCAGCAGUGGCACCAUUCCAGGAACUCCUGGUCUGAAUGGUGAGGACGGCGUGGAGCAGACGGCCAUCAAGGUCUCCCUCAAAUGUCCAAUCACAUUCCGCCGCAUCCAGCUUCCUGCUCGGGGUCAUGAUUGUAGACACAUACAGUGCUUUGAUCUGGAGUCGUACCUGCAGCUAAACUGUGAAAGAGGGACCUGGCGCUGUCCUGUUUGCAAUAAGACGGCUCUUCUGGAAGGUCUAGAAGUGGAUCAAUAUAUGCUGGGCAUUCUCAUCUACAUCCAAAAUUCAGACUACGAGGAGAUCACCAUUGAUCCAGUGUGUAGCUGGAAGCCAGUACCCAUUAAACCAGACCUACACAUUAAAGAGGAUCCGGAUGGUCCAGCGCUGAAGAGAUGUCGUACCCUCAGCCCCAGCCACAUGAUCCUUCCCAAUGUCAUGGAGAUGAUUGCAGCACUAGGGCCGGCAUCCUCGCCCUACCACUCUUUACCACAAGGUGGCAGUAGCAGCACGCCUGAUUAUCCCAGCCAGGCUGGUUCAGGAUAUUCCAAUCAGCCAGGUUUCUCAGACUUCUCCAACGCCCCAGGCACGCCGACUCUGGGCGAAUUUUCCUCGGGGCCUCCACCCCUUUCCUACCAGUCAGACCUGCCCAGUGGCCUCCUAACUCCUGAGAAACCAGUGGGGCAUCCCAUGUCCGGACAGAUGCCUCACUCUAGUCGCAUGGACCCAUCACACAACCCCCUCCAACAACAGCAGCAGCAACCACCACCCCAACAGCAGCAUCAAGCUCUCCAUGGCGGGUCUAACCUGGGCGGCCCAGGAGGACCCAUGCAUUCACGCAGUUCUUCCCAGAAUCCUCGGCUGCAUACAGACAGCUUUGGUUUGGGUGGCCCUGGGGGACCAGGGGACGUAGCAGAGCCGACCCUUGAUCUGCUUCCGGAGCUGACGAACCCGGAUGAGCUGCUGACCUACUUGGGUCCUCCUGACCUCCCCAACAACAGCAGUGAUGACCUGCUCUCACUGUUCGAGAGCAACUGAAUCGACACACAGCUCGCACGCCACCUCCAGCUUAGCCAUGCCAUUCUGAAAACACCCAGCCCUACAUACUCGCAGCACGCCACAAGGAGCUUUGAGACUCGGGACUGGAAGUCCUAACCAACGUUGGAGUUUAAUCAUAGACCUGCCCUGUUCCUUUAAGACUGAAACUCUGCUCAGAAAUGCUCAGAACGAGGAAGGCGCAGUAGUUCUAAUGUGACUAAUGUUAAUGUGUCUUCAACGUUAUCGCUAGUCUCCCUCCGAACUAUAUUGAGGUUUUAAUGUGAUUUUGAUUUGAAGAGUCCCUGUCAUGUUUUCAGCUGCAGCAAAAUCCAUUUGUAGAAAAGCGCCACAUCUGUUGUCUGACGUGCUUGGUGUAUAUUCCAUCGCAGAUGAGGGAGGGAGAAAAAGCCAGCAUUGAAUUUGCCCAUCAUUUGUUCUUUAUCUUUAUUUGAUUAUAUGUGAAGUACUGACAUUCUUUAAAGUUAAGAAUAAUAAGAAGGACUUAAUGUUGGUGAUGCUCCAUGUUCUCUGAGAGCAAGAGAGGAGCCAAAUGCUGUACUUCUGGCAUUGGUUCUAACUCGAAUGCUUGUAAGAGCUGGAAAUACCAAUGGACCUUGCAAACACAAGACACAAACAUGCCUUACCUCACAAGGUAAAAUAAAAUCAUCCACCAGUAAGCUUGAAUGCUACCACAUACGCCCAUUACUAGAUGCCCAGAAGUCAGUUUAGAUUUUGAAUAGAAGCCACUGUGCCAGCUGCAUGCUUAUUCUUCAUGUUGUUUAGAGAUGCAAAGCAUAUCUCAUGGUAACAUCAAGAAAACGUAUUGUACGUAUCUGGUCGCACAAAAUAAGGCUGCAUGCAAAGGCAGGCUUCUGAAUUCUCUUCUGUUCUGUAGGUUAUACAAAACCUUAAAGUCUUGGGGAGAUGAAGUUGAAGCACACGUGUUCGCACAUAAAUACCACAGACCAAAACAUGUUUGUUUCGGAUGAGCACUCGUCUUCUCCCAGCUUUGUCUCCAAAACCGGUCUUCCUGUCCUGUUCGGAUCUUGUGCUAAUUGUAAUUCCAUCCUGCACAAGACAGAAGUAUCAAUACUGACCAAUCAUACAAGUUUCUGGUUUUUACUUGGUUUCAAAUAUGCAAAAGAUCAUACAGCUGAGGGCUUAACUGAUCUGGUCGAAUAAAGAUAAAGAGGAUUUAUAGAGCACAAGCAAUCAUAUAAUGCGGACAGGGUGGCUCACUGGCAUUUAAGUGGGCUCGAUGCUACUGUACAAAGAGUGCACCAGAUUCUAACAUUAAUUUUUGAUGACAUGUCCUGUUUGGCACAUCAGGAUCGGUCUAAUGGCAGUACCCAUUAGUUAUAGGGAAUAUAAUGAAAAGUAUAUGUACAGAUAAUUAGACUGUUAUUGUUACAGAUGUAAACACUCUAUACCCUGUGAUGAAUUUUAGUCAACCCCCAACACACACACACACACAGAGACAGAGGCACAACACUAUCAAAAUUAUAAAUUUUGUCAGACGCACUCAAACUUGUUGCAGUCCUCUUUCAUUUCAGUUGCAAAAGAGACUCGAUGGAGAGGAGGACAGUGUGCUGCCCGUUUCCUGUCUUGUCUUAUUUUAUUAUUUAUGAUUGCUCUGUGGACAUUAUGGGCAAAAUGCAGUUCGUAUCCUAAACAAUCCAGGGAGAGUCAGGAGUUCUUGGAUGUGCAAUUGUUUCUGAAGACAUUUGUGUAUCAUACAAUUUUAUCUUUUAAUUAUAUAAUUAUUGUUAUUAUAAUAAUUAUAAAGAUAAUUGGUGGACCUGUAUGCAUCUCUCUUAUGUGUGUUAUCUAGCAAAGUUUAUGAAUUUGUAAAAAAAAAAACACAAAAAAAAAAAAAAAAGGAAAGGAUAAAAGUACUAUCAAAUCAGUGGCUAUGAAGGGUUUCAAUAAAAGCUUCAAUAAAGACUGGGAAAAACUUUGUUGAGACCAGCAAGUCACACUUACUGUGCAUCCGUUAAGAAAACAAUGUUUGACCGUCAUGUGUAGGUGAAUCUUUUAAGUUUUAACAAUUUAAUUGAACUUGUAAAAUGUUAAUCAUUUUUUGUUUUUCUAAAGAUGUGAAAUAUUUCCAUUAUGUUUUUUAAGUAAAGACUUAAGCCCCA